AUGUCUGGCCACAAUGGUGGCAAGGAGAAGCCCUUGAAACAGCCCAAGAAGCAGGCCAAGGAAAUGGACAAGAAAGAUACGGCAUUGAAGCAGAAGCAAAAAGAGAAGCAGAAGAAACUUGAGGAGCUAAAAGUGAAGGCCGUGGGGAAGGGCCCCCUGGCCAUGGGUGGAGUUAAGAAAUCUGGCAAAAAGUGA
Messenger RNA from Artibeus jamaicensis (Jamaican fruit-eating bat), 195 nucleotides. RefSeq names its product translation machinery-associated protein 7-like. The transcript has a single exon. Lineage: Eukaryota; Metazoa; Chordata; Mammalia; Chiroptera; Phyllostomidae. The coding region runs from base 1 to 195 and encodes 64 amino acids. The record is from RefSeq and is a predicted model, not a curated record.